AUGGAGACCAAGACGGACGUGCUUGAGGACAUCAAGCUGGCGCUGCCCCCAAGCGCCCGAGUGGCCGACCUGCAGAAGGAGAUUGAGAAGAAGCUGGGCUGGGAACCCACCGACAAACUAGAGAGGCUGGAGGGUUUCAAGGACCCCUGGGAGACGACAGUGUUCAAGGGUCGGCUGAUGCUGCCGGAGCAUACCCUGGAGGAAUGCGGCGUUCCCUCCGGCGCCCAGCUCAUCUCCGUGCGUCGUGUUCUCGUCCCCGAAGGCUGGAGGAUCAUCAAAGAGGGAGAGGAGGAUGGCUUCACUUCCAGUGAUGAGGACUGGUAA
This is a messenger RNA of Coccomyxa subellipsoidea C-169, 324 nucleotides long. RefSeq lists its product as hypothetical. The record is from RefSeq and is a predicted model, not a curated record. The transcript is spliced from 3 exons. Lineage: Eukaryota; Viridiplantae; Chlorophyta; Trebouxiophyceae; Coccomyxaceae. Bases 1 to 324 code for a protein of 107 amino acids.